Molecule: messenger RNA, 7651 nt
Organism: Malaya genurostris
Lineage: Eukaryota; Metazoa; Arthropoda; Insecta; Diptera; Culicidae
Gene: alpha-Spec
Product: spectrin alpha chain
Exons: 8
Coding region: 290-7576 (2428 amino acids)
Biological process (GO): actin cytoskeleton organization
Cellular component (GO): plasma membrane; cell projection; cortical actin cytoskeleton
Molecular function (GO): calcium ion binding; actin filament binding
Source: RefSeq, a predicted model, not a curated record
CUGGCAGCCAUUACAGUUCGUCAUUAGCCAUUGCCGUGGAAAGUCCGUUCGGUUUGUGUAGUGCUCGGAAAAAAAGUGAAAAUUAGUUCAAAACCUAUCAUAAAUCUGAAAAAAUCGUGAAAACGUUGAAUCUAGACUGGGCAAUUAGAGAGGAAAACGACGAUAGUAACGGAAAGACGAAGUGUGUACAGUACUGCGGAUAAAGUUCAAUACUAGUAUAAACGAGAGGCUAUAUCUAACAAAUCUAGAAUAACACGCGACUGUCAAUCAGUAUCUGUCUAUAGAAAGCAUGGAACAAUUUACCCCCAAGGAGGUAAAGAUCCUCGAGAGUGCCGAGGAUAUCCAGGAGCGCCGUGAGCAGGUGCUCAAUCGCUACAAUGAGUUCAAGGUGGAAACGCGUCACAAGCGUGACAAGCUGGAAGAUUCGCGCCGCUUCCAGUACUUCAAGCGGGACUCGGAUGAGCUGGAAAGCUGGAUCCACGAGAAGUUGCAGGCCGCAUCGGAGGAAAGCUACCGUGAUCCGACCAACCUGCAGGCCAAGAUCCAGAAGCACCAGGCGUUCGAGGCUGAAGUGUCGGCCCACAGCAAUGCGAUUGUGGUGCUGGACAACACGGGCCAGGAGAUGAUCAACCAGCAGCACUUUGAAUCGGUUGUCAUCCAGCACCGGUUGGAUGAGUUGCACCGUUUGUGGGAACUGCUGUUGUCCCGUUUGGCCGAAAAGGGCAUGAAACUGCAGCAGGCGCUGGUUUUGGUGCAAUUUUUGCGUCAUUGCGAGGAAGUCAUGUUCUGGAUUAAGGACAAGGAAGCAUUCGUUACCGCGGACGAGUUCGGGCAAGAUUUGGAACACGUGGAAGUGUUGCAGCGAAAAUUUGACGAAUUCCAAAAGGACAUGGCUUCGCAAGAGUAUCGCGUCACCGAAGUCAACGAACUGGCCGAUAAGCUGUUGUCCAAUGGACACCCGGAACGGGAAACCAUCACCCGUAGAAAGGAAGAAUUGAAUGAGGCCUGGCAACGUCUUAAGCAGCUAGCAAUUUUACGUCAGGAGAAGCUGUUCGGGGCUCACGAGAUUCAACGUUUCAACCGUGACGCCGAUGAGACCGUUGCAUGGAUUGCGGAGAAAGACGUUGUGUUGUCUUCGGACGACUACGGACGUGACUUGGCCAGCGUGCAGGCCCUUCAGCGUAAGCACGAAGGUGUUGAGCGUGAUUUGGCAGCAUUGGAAGACAAAGUGGCAACGUUGGGAGCCGAAGCUGGCCGCCUGUGUAGCAUUCAUGCUGACCACAGCGAUCAGAUUCGCGAGAAACAGGCGGAAAUUGCCGCUUACUGGCAAUCGUUGACUGCCAAGGCCAAGGAGCGCAAGCAAAAGUUAGACGAAUCAUACUUCUUGCAUCGGUUCCUAGCCGAUUUCCGUGAUUUGGUUUCUUGGAUCAAUGGAAUGAAGGCUAUUAUUUCGGCUGAUGAGCUCGCUAAAGACGUUGCCGGAGCUGAAGCACUUUUGGAACGCCAUCAGGAGCAUAAAGGUGAAAUCGAUGCUCGGGGGGAUAGCUUCAAGGUGACGACCGAAGCCGGACGUCAGCUGUUGGAACGGGAGCACUAUGCCGCUGCUGAAGUUCAGGAAAAACUGGCUGCCCUGGAAAACGACAAGAGUUCACUGUUGUCCCUGUGGGAGGAUCGUCGGAUUCUGUACGAGCAGUGUAUGGAUCUACAGCUGUUCUAUCGUGACACCGAACAAGCGGACACUUGGAUGGCCAAACAGGAGGCUUUCCUAGCCAAUGAAGAUCUCGGUGAUUCGUUGGACUCGGUUGAGGCACUGAUUAAAAAGCAUGAGGACUUCGAGAAGAGUCUUGCCGCCCAGGAAGAAAAGAUCAAAGCACUGGAUGUUUUUGCCACCAAACUAAUUGAUGGACAACAUUACGCCGCUGAUGACGUCGCUCAGCGUCGUUCGAUGCUGUUGGCGCGUCGAUCUGCUUUGCUGGAAAAAUCAUCGAUUCGUCGUCAGCUGUUGGAAGAUUCAAGUGCUCUGCAGCAAUUCGAGCGAGAUUGCGACGAGACCAAGGGAUGGAUUAGCGAAAAGCUGAAGUUUGCCACCGAUGACAGCUACCUGGAUCCAACCAAUCUGAACGGAAAGGUUCAGAAACAUACCAACUUCGAACACGAGCUAACCGCCAACAAGAGCCGCAUCGAAGACAUCACAACCAAUGGUCAAAAUUUGAUCGAAAAGGGUCAUUACGCGGCGGAUCAGAUCAACUCGCGUAUGCAGGAGAUUGUGACUUUGUGGGAAUCACUGGUCCAAGCUUCGGACAAGAAGGGAUGCAAACUGCAGGAAGCAUCCCAGCAGCAGCAAUUUAACCGCACCGUUGAGGAUAUCGAGCUGUGGUUGAGCGAAGUCGAGGGUCAGCUGAUGUCCGAGGACUAUGGCAAAGAUUUGACCAGUGUGCAGAAUUUGCAGAAGAAACACGUUCUCCUGGAAGCUGACGUGAUGGCACACCAGGAUCGUAUCGAGGGAAUUAAGGUGGCAGCUAAUAAAUUUGUCGAGAGCGAUCAUUUCGAUGCCGACAACAUUCGCAACAAGGAAAGUGCACUGUCGAAGCGCUACGGUGCUCUUGCGUCUCCCAUGUCGGAACGAAAGCAACGUCUGCUGGAUUCGCUGCAAGUGCAACAGUUGUUCCGUGAUUUGGAAGAUGAAGCUGCUUGGAUUCGCGAGAAAGAACCGGUAGCAGCAUCAACCAAUCGUGGACGCGAUUUGAUUGGAGUGCAGAAUCUGAUCAAGAAGCAUCAAGCCGUUUUGGCUGAGAUUAACAAUCACGAAAAUCGUGUGGUUGGUGUGAUCGGUAGCGGUGAACAAAUGCUUACCGAGCAACCAUUUGCCACCGAAGAUAUCAAACUACGCCUGGAUGCUUUGAAAGAUCAAUGGAAUUCACUGAAAGAAAAAUCAAGCCAACGCAAGCAAGAUCUGGAGGAUUCACUGCAAGCUCAUCAGUUCUUCGCCGAUGCCAACGAGGCUGAGUCAUGGAUGCGCGAAAAGGAACCGAUUGUGUCGAAUCAAGACUACGGCAAGGAUGAGGAUUCGUCGGAGGCUUUACUGAAGAAACAUGAAGCAUUGGUUUCGGAUUUGGAAGCAUUCGGUAAUACCAUCCAAGCUUUACAGGAACAGGCGAAGAACUGCCGGCAACAGGAAACUCCCGUUGUGGAUAUCACCGGAAAGGAGUGUGUCAUGGCACUGUACGAUUAUACCGAGAAAUCUCCGCGCGAGGUCUCCAUGAAAAAGGGAGAUGUUUUGACUUUGCUAAACUCCAACAACAAGGACUGGUGGAAGGUUGAAGUAAACGACCGGCAAGGUUUUGUUCCGGCAGCCUACAUCAAGAAAAUCGAUCCCGGUCUGAGUGCCAGCCAACAGAAUCUGGUUGACGGACAUUCAAUCGCCAAGCGCCAGGCCCAAAUUAACAGCCAGUAUGACAAUCUGUUGGCUCUGGCGCACGAACGUCAGAACAAACUUAACGAAACCGUCAAAGCUUAUGUUCUUGUUCGUGAAGCUGCCGAUCUGUCCGCUUGGAUCAAGGACAAGGAAAGUCACGCUCAGAUCAAGGACGUUGGUGAAGAUCUGGAAGAGGUUGAGGUUAUGCAGAAGAAGUUUGACGAUUUCAACGAUGAUCUGAAGGCUAAUGAGGUUCGACUGGCUAAGUUGAAUGAAAUCGCUGUCCAGCUUACCUCGUUGGGUCAAACAGAGGCUGCGCUGAAGAUCAAAACCCAGAUCCAAACUUUGAACGAAGAAUGGGCCACUCUCCAAACCAUCACCCAGGAGCGCGCAAGUCAGCUGGGUUCCGCUCACGAAGUGCAACGUUUCCAUCGGGAUGUCGACGAAACCAAAGACUGGAUCGCCGAAAAGGACAAUGCUUUGACCAGCGAUGAUCUGGGUAAGGAUUUACGUGGUGUUCAGACUCUUCAACGCAAGCACGAAGGUUUGGAACGUGAUUUGGCGGCACUUCGCGAUAAAAUCCGUCAGUUGGACGAAACUGCCAACCGGUUGAUGCAGUCUCAUCCGGACACGGCCGAACAAACCUACGCCAAGCAGAAGGAAAUCAACGAAGAGUGGCAGCAGGUCGUAACCAAGGCUCAGCAGCGCAAGGAAAAACUGCUGGAUUCGUACGAUUUGCAGCGCUUCCUGAGCGAUUAUCGCGAUCUGAUGGCGUGGAUAAGCUCGAUGAUGGGACUGGUCACCUCGGAAGAAUUGGCAAACGAUGUUACCGGUGCCGAAGCUUUGAUCGAGAGACAUCAGAACCAUCGUGCUGAAAUUGAUUUUCGUUACGGUAUCCCACAGGAACACCGUACCGAAGUCGAUGCUCGGGCUGGAACGUUUGCGGCGUUCGAGCAGUUUGGUGCGGAGUUACUGCAGGCCAAUCAUUAUGCAUCGCCGGAAAUCGAUGAAAAAAUUGAAAACCUUGCCAAGGCUCGUGAGGAAUUGGAACGAGCUUGGACAGCCCGUCGACUGCAGUUGGACCAGAACCUGGAUCUGCAGCUGUAUCUACGUGAUUGUGAACAAGCGGAGAACUGGAUGAGUGCACGUGAGGCGUUCUUGAACGCAGAAGAAGUUGAUUCAAAGGGGGAUAAUGUGGAGGCUUUGAUAAAGAAACACGAGGACUUUGAUAAGGCCAUCAACGGACAUGAGGAGAAGAUCGCAGCUCUGCAGGUCCUAGCCGAUCAGCUUAUUGCCCAGGAACAUUACGCCGGCAAGCUGAUUGAUGACAAGCGGUCCGAAGUGCUGGAUCGCUGGCGUCACUUGAAGGAAGAUUUGAUCGAAAAAAGAUCUCGACUGGGUGACGAGCAGACACUGCAGCAGUUCUCGCGUGAUGCAGAUGAGAUUGAGAAUUGGAUUGCGGAGAAGCUUCAGUUGGCUACGGAAGAGAGCUACAAAGAUCCGGCCAACAUCCAAUCGAAGCAUCAGAAACAUCAAGCUUUCGAAGCUGAAUUGGCUGCCAAUGCCGAUCGUAUUCAAAGCGUCCUGGCGAUGGGAAGUAAUUUGAUUGAUAAAAACCAAUGCAGUGGAUCGGAAGAUGCGGUUCAGAAGCGACUGACACAGAUCGCUGACCAGUGGGAAUAUUUGACACAGAAGACGACCGAGAAAUCGUUGAAACUGAAGGAAGCUAACAAGCAGCGUACGUACAUUGCUGCUGUGAAAGAUCUGGACUUUUGGCUCGGUGAAGUUGAAAGCCUACUGACUUCGGAAGACGCCGGAAAAGAUUUGGCUUCCGUGCAGAAUUUGAUGAAGAAACACCAGCUGGUGGAAGCUGAUAUUCACGCUCACGAAGAUCGUAUCAAGGACAUGAAUGCCCAGGCCGACUCGCUGGUCGAAAGUGGUCAGUUCGAUAGUGCUGGAAUCCAGGAAAAGCGUCAAUCUAUUAACGAACGCUAUGAGCGCAUUUGCAACUUGGCUGCCCAUCGUCAAGCGCGUUUGAAUGAAGCCAACACGCUGCAUCAAUUCUUCCGUGACAUUGCUGAUGAAGAAUCAUGGAUCAAGGAGAAAAAACUGCUGGUUGGUUCGGAUGAUUAUGGACGCGAUUUGACCGGAGUCCAGAACCUGAAGAAGAAACAUAAGCGAUUGGAGGCCGAACUGGCUUCGCACGAGCCUGCCAUACAAGCUGUUCAGGAAGCGGGAGAGAAAUUGAUGGACGUAUCGAAUUUGGGUGUUCCGGAAAUCGAACAACGUUUGAAGGCUCUAAACCAAGCUUGGGCUGAGUUGAAGGGAUUGGCUGCUACUCGAGGACAAAAGCUGGAUGAGUCGUUGAUUUACCAGCAGUUCUUGGCUAAGGUCGAAGAAGAGGAAGCUUGGAUCACCGAGAAACAACAACUGCUGUCGGUUGAGGAUUACGGAGAUUCGAUGGCUGCUGUACAGGGUCUGCUGAAGAAACAUGACGCAUUUGAGACCGACUUUGCUGCCCAUCGUGAUCGCUGCUCCGAUAUUCGUGACAACGGACAAACUUUGGUGACCAACAACAAUCACCAUGCGGACAGUAUUUCCCAACGUUGUGCUCAACUGGAUAAAAAGCUAGAGAAUCUUCAGGCUUUGGCCACACGACGCAAGAACGCACUGUUGGAUAACUUUGCUUAUCUGCAGUUUAUGUGGAAGGCUGAUGUCGUUGAGAGUUGGAUCGCCGAUAAGGAAAAUCACGUCAAGUCGGAAGAGUUUGGACGUGAUUUGUCCACUGUUCAAACACUACUAACAAAACAGGAGACAUUCGACGCAGGUCUUUCGGCAUUUGAACAGGAGGGCAUUCACAACAUCACAGCAUUGAAAGAUCAACUCAUCAACGCUAGCCACGCGCAAUCGGCUGCAAUUCUCAAGCGCCAUGAGGAUGUGCUGACCCGUUGGCAGAAGUUGCGUGCCGACUCGGAAGCCCGCAAGUAUCGUCUGUUGGCCAUGCAGGAGCAGUUCCGUCAGAUUGAAGAUCUUUAUCUGACAUUUGCCAAGAAGGCUUCCGCUUUCAAUUCGUGGUUCGAAAACGCAGAAGAAGAUUUAACCGAUCCCGUCCGGUGCAACUCAAUCGAAGAAAUCAACGCUCUCCGGGGAGCUCAUUCUCAGUUCCAGGCAUCGCUUUCGUCGGCUCAGUUUGACUUCCAGGCGUUGGCAGAGUUGGACCGUAAGAUUAAGAGUUUCAACGUCGGACCAAAUCCGUACACCUGGUUUACGAUGGAAGCUCUGGAGGAUACUUGGCGUAAUUUACAGAAAAUCAUCGAAGAACGAGAUGCCGAAUUGGCAAAGGAGGUUCAUCGACAGGAAGAGAACGAUAAACUCCGGAAAGAGUUUGCCAAACAUGCCAAUCUGUUCCACCAGUGGUUAACCGAGACAAGAACUUCUCUCAUGGAAGGUUCCGGUUCUUUGGAGGAACAGUUCGAAGCACUUUGUCACAAAGCCAAUGAAAUACGGGCUCGUCGUGGAGAUCUGAAAAAGAUUGAAGAAUUGGGUGCCACCCUCGAGGAACAUCUUAUUCUGGACAAUCGCUAUACCGAACAUUCAACUGUGGGAUUGGCCCAACAGUGGGAUCAGCUGGACCAGUUGGCUAUGCGUAUGCAGCACAACUUGAAACAGCAGAUCCAAGCCCGAAACCAGUCCGGUGUUUCGGAGGAUUCUCUCAAGGAGUUCUCGAUGAUGUUCAAACACUUCGACAAAGACAAGAGUGGCAAAUUGAACCACCAAGAGUUCAAAUCCUGCCUGCGUGCACUUGGCUACGACCUACCGAUGGUGGAGGAAGGACAGCCGGAUCCGGAGUUCGAGGAGAUUCUGAAUGUGGUGGAUCCGAACCGCGAUGGACAAGUGUCACUGCAGGAGUACAUUGCCUUCAUGAUUUCCAAGGAAACAGAAAACGUCCAGAGCUACGAAGAGAUAGAAAAUGCCUUCCGUGCCAUCACCGCAUCCGAACGUCCGUAUGUCACCAAGGACGAGCUCUAUUCCAACCUCACCAAGGAUAUGGCAGAUUACUGCGCCCAACGGAUGAAACCGUACAACGACCCGAAGUCGGGUCACCCCAUCACGGGCGCCCUGGACUACGUAGAAUUUACCCGCACCUUGUUCCAAAACUAAUCACAUUGCAAUGUUUUAAUAUUUUAUUCUAAUAAAGUACACACAAUUCUCGUACUGUGUCGUAUAAGCGCAAAA